Trichoderma harzianum CBS 226.95 is the source of this 768-nucleotide messenger RNA. RefSeq lists its product as hypothetical. The transcript has a single exon. The record is from RefSeq and is a predicted model, not a curated record. NCBI's taxonomy places the organism in Eukaryota, Fungi, Ascomycota, Sordariomycetes, Hypocreales, Hypocreaceae. The coding region runs from base 1 to 768 and encodes 255 amino acids.
AUGACCCGAAUCGCAGAGCCCACACCUCUUCCCCCCUCAGCCCCCAUAAACGGCACUCAGAAACACCAAGAAGAAUCUCAAGAUGAGCACAAGGACAACUUGGGCACCUUCUCCGUGCCAAACAUCCAGCUCCAAAUCCGAGACCUCAAGCACCCCGGCUCAAAGCGCUUCCUCGGCGCCGUCAACGCAACCGAUUUGCUUACCACGGGCACCCUGAAUGUCCUCAAGCUCUUGUACAACACUCCCCCAAACCCAGAGACGACAGUUCCGCCAACCAGUUCCGUGACGCUCGUCCUCGAGGACAUGCCCGGCGUGGCCUACACAGUCGGCCACAAUGACAACAACAACAUCAAGGAAAUUCACUUUUCGCUCUCGUACAUUGCGCAAAUCAACCCUCCCUCUCGCGUGACCCCCGAAAUCAACGGCGUCGUAACUCAUGAGCUUGUCCACUGUUUCCAGUACAAUGGCUUCGGCGCCGCCCCAGGUGGUCUCAUCGAGGGCAUCGCAGACUGGGUGCGCCUUCACUGCAACCUUGCGCCGCCGCACUGGAAGCAGGAGAUCAAACCGAAUUGGGAUGCCGGCUAUCAGCACACUGCCUACUUCCUGGAGUAUCUUGAAAAGCUCUAUGGCCAAGGGACGGUUCGUCGAAUAAACGAGAAACUUAGAGUCAGCAGAUAUGCCGAGGAUACCUUUUGGCCUGGGCUUUUUGGAAGAAAGGUUAAAGACUUGUUUGCAGACUAUACCAAAACAUUGCAACAUGGCGUAUAA